AUCUUGCCAGUAUGGCAGUAUCAUGUCGUGCAGUCUCUCAUUCAGGUAUGACAGCCUCUCAUCUACCCUUUAACGAAAAAUUAAACCACUCAUUGUUGACUCGUAAAACAACUCGUGACGUCGUGACAAAAAAAUGCGAAUUCGGCAUUCAGUGAAGUUCGUGAAUUUUCAAGUGACUCGUUUUAUUUGAGUGACUCAUUGAUUGGUGACGUUGACAGGUGGGUUCUGUCACUCCCAAAAGUGUUGAUAAGAGUGGAUGAAAAUGUUCGCGGGUUUGAAAAACAAAAUACGUGAGGAAAUUGGGAGUGAUGUGUCCACUGUUGUCAGAAAUGCUGGAUCAGUCAGAGGGAUUAACUCCAGACAAAUUUCACAGACUGGUUCUUCCAGCAGCAUAAGUGGCUCUCAAAUAUCUCUGGACGAGUUUCGUGACAGCAGUGCGAUAACGUCAUCCCCAAUUCUCCAUCGAAAAAGAGAAAAUAGUUUGGAUUUCAAAUUGAGCGAUGGCACCCAGUUGACACCCAAAGAUAUUAAAAAAUUAGAGAGUCGCGAGGAGGAGUGGCGGAGACGUCUGAUGAAGAAAGAAGCCGAGUUGCAGAAGAAAAUUGAUAAAAAAGAUGAAGAGUGGCGAGUCAAGCUGCUCGAUAAGGAGAAGGAGUGGAAGAAGAUCCUGGAGAAACAGGAGAAGGAGAAACUGAAAAUCGAGGAGGAAAGACUGAAAGCUGAGAAUGCCAGGAAGUCCCUUGAGCUCGCCCUCAGAGACGCUGAAGAAUACAAAAAGAAACUUUAUAGCUUUCAAGAGGAUGCUGAACAGCUUGAGGGGUUUCAAACACAGGAAAUGGCCAAAAUUAAACAUUUAUUAUUAGCGAAAGAACAAGAAGUCGACGAAAAAUCCCAUCACUUGAAAUCAGCGCUAAGUGAGAUAGAAACGUUAAAAACCGAAGUGUCUCGACUGCGAAGAUACGAAGAUGAACUGAAUAAUGUCCAGGAUGAUAUGGAAAGCCUCCGGCAUACGACUCAGCGUGAGAAGGCCCAAUUGUCGGGUGAAUUGGCACAAACUAAAGAGGAAGUGCGUCACCUGAUGGUCAAGGUGUUUGUUCUUGAGCAGAGAGUGGCCCUCGAGUCUAACAGUGAAUCAAGUGUUGAUGAGAGAAUAGCAGAUCUGAUGAGAGAGAGAACAUUAUUAGAGAGAAAGCUGGAGGAGGCGCAUCUCCAUUUGUCGGAUAUCAAGACGAGUUGGUCGGGGAAGAUUUCAUCGUUGGAGACACAAGUUGGCAGACUGAGCAGACAAGCAGGUGAAGAAGGGCUUGAGAGGCGAAGGGUCGAGGAGGAGAAGGAGAAGCUCAAGCAGAGGGUCAAGCUGUUGGAAGGAGAAAUUGAGACAUCGUCGAGCAAAGACCUGGAUAGACUAAAGUCGGAGUUGGAUGAAAAGACAAGACAACUGUCCGAGACAGAGAAAGAACUGGGACAAUUGAAAUUAACGUGCGAGGGAGAAAAGGACAACAAUUCCUCCUUACACAUGCAAUUAGCGCGAUUGCGCGAGAAUCUUGAGACUGAAAGGACAUCGUCCGCCACCCUGAGGCUUUCUUUCGAGAAAGAGCGUGACGAGAAGGACCUGGCUCUCCUCAGGAACGCGCAAGUAUCCCAGGAUUUUGAGCUUGCCAUGCAGGAGAAGAGAAUCCAGGAAACCGAGAACGUAGAUCUCCAGAGUAAGAUUGAGAGUCUCGAAAUGACUGUGAAGAAAAUGAAGCAUGAUAUGGAUGAGUCCUGCAGGAGUUUCGAGGAGGCCCAGGAGAGAUUAGUUGUUUUCCAGCGAGCCGAGGACGAGCGCAAGAACAAUGAGGAAAUGGAAAGAACUUUGAAGAGUAAUUUAGCGGAUAUGGAGGAGCAAUUGAACGAUAAGACGAAGACGAUUAAAGUGCUCCAACAGAGACUUGCGGACAUGAAGAAGACGCUUCAACGAGAAUUACGAGUUCCUUCAUCGUCGUUGGACAGUGAUGCUGAGCCAGCAGCAAUACUCAACCCCAGCUCAUCGAAAACAGUCACUGCCAAACAUUCCAGCGGCCAAGAUGAGGACGUCAACUUUAAAUAUCUCAAGCACGUGCUUAUUAAGUUCCUAACCAGCAGAGAAUACGAGGCUCUUCAUUUGACAAGAGCUGUAGCCACACUUUUACACUUUUCACCAGAGGAAGAAAGACUGCUCCAGGAAACACUGGAAUGGAAGAUGUCGUGGUUUGGCACACGUCCAAAUCUUGGAUUCGGUCAGACAGCAAAAGCCAUUCCCCCCAGCUGAUAGUGAGGUGUACUCUCCGUUCAAGGAGAAGAGUCUAUUUCAUUAGGCCAAAGUGCCACAGACUUCGAAUCAUAUUCCAUUGAUGAAUUACUGCUCCCACUAUCACGAUCUAUUUUCGGGUAGAACUUGAGGGAUUGCGAAAGCAGGAGCUAUCAGAAUUCCAUGAAUUUGAAAGCCAAGAACUUUUGCCAACUACUUUAGAUCGAUAUUUAUUUCUGUAUUUCAUGUGUGAGGGUCUUCGUGAUGUUUAUGUGAAUCUCGUUUUUGUACCAACUGCUUGUAAAUGUGAAUGGGAAUUUUCAUGCGAUUAUCUGAAGUUAGAAAAUUAUUUAAUUCCAGGGAAAGGAGAAAUCCCAGCGAUUAGACGUAAUUGUGAUACGCUUGACUAUUUUUUCAAAAUGAAUGCUGACGAUUGGAGAUAAUUGUUCAAUCGAUUUGUGUUUAUACUCCUAGUAGAAAUUCAUGAGAUUUUGGAGGGAGAAGUAUUAAUAAUACAUUGACAGUUUUAACAUUUUCAUAGGAGUGGUAGAGGGAAGAAUAGAGAGAAGAUAGGAAUCAUUUUCGGAAUGACACGUUGAACGUGUUACUGUGCCUAAUUUAGACAUCGCACCAUAGAUUCAAACUGUCGAUGAAUUGUACAUUAAAUAAAAAACAU
Messenger RNA from Fopius arisanus, 2945 nucleotides. It is a transcript of the gene Golgin97, whose product is annotated as Golgin 97. Lineage: Eukaryota; Metazoa; Arthropoda; Insecta; Hymenoptera; Braconidae. The record is from RefSeq and is a predicted model, not a curated record. The transcript is spliced from 8 exons. Bases 257 to 2290 code for a protein of 677 amino acids. Gene Ontology annotation, cellular component: Golgi apparatus.